AUGCUUGUGACCGCAAAAGAUAGGUGUAAAGCAACAACCAUUCAUGCAGUUAAUGACCUGAGUACUUCAGGUUUUGGUGCUCAUACAAUCGGUGAUUUUCGUGGUCUAGCGAUGGUAAUGCGUGUCGUUCGAGUGAUGCGGGUUGCGCGAAUAUUUAAACUAGCUCGAUACUCAAGCGGACUGAAGUCAUUCGGUAUGACUGUCAAAACUAGCCUUCCGGAGUUGUCAAUGCUUUUGCUAUUUCUUCUAACAGCAAUAAUUUUCUUUUCAACAUUAAUGUAUUUUGCGGAGCGCGAUGAACCGAACACAAAAUUCAGAUCAAUUGCACAUGCUGGCUGGUGGUGCAUCGUCACGAUGACAACUGUCGGCUAUGGCGACUACUAUCCUGAAACAUUAUUUGGCAAACUUAUUGCCAGUUGCGCAAGUAUAUCUGGUGUGCUUGUGCUGGCAUUCCCGAUCACCAUGAUUGUGGAGAACUUUUCGCGCAAUUAUGACAGUGAAAAGAAUGAUUUCAAACGUGUUCAGCGCCGACGGCGAAUGGCUAAAGCUUAUGGAUAG
Gongylonema pulchrum is the source of this 558-nucleotide messenger RNA. The record is from the annotation of a GenBank genome assembly. NCBI's taxonomy places the organism in Eukaryota, Metazoa, Nematoda, Chromadorea, Rhabditida, Gongylonematidae.